Venturia canescens is the source of this 4080-nucleotide messenger RNA. Its product is annotated as thyrotroph embryonic factor-like. The coding region runs from base 1665 to 3026 and encodes 453 amino acids. Gene Ontology annotation, molecular function: RNA polymerase II cis-regulatory region sequence-specific DNA binding; DNA-binding transcription factor activity, RNA polymerase II-specific. The record is from RefSeq and is a predicted model, not a curated record. NCBI's taxonomy places the organism in Eukaryota, Metazoa, Arthropoda, Insecta, Hymenoptera, Ichneumonidae. Gene Ontology annotation, biological process: regulation of transcription by RNA polymerase II. Gene Ontology annotation, cellular component: nucleus. The transcript has 7 exons.
CAGUCCGUUUGCGAGAUACCCUCGAAUUGCGUCGUGUUCGGGUGUUUACGAAAAUCUCGAGAUUUUCGAGAAGAGCGCCGAGGACGAAGCGAGCGAUCAGUUUUUCCACAUUCAUUGAAGUAUUUUGUGUUUAUCGUCGUCGAUGAGGAGAAACGUCGGAAAAAGCAUUUAUUCCGACAUUCGAGACUUCUGCUCCGACGGAAUCGUCGGAGCACUUGGAGCGAGCUCGUUAGAUUCGCCGAGUUAUUGAAACUCCGACUCUCCAGGUCUGUCAGCAUUUGUGUUUCGAUUGGUCCGUUUCAUUAUUAUUUUUCGUUUUAAUGAUUUUCUUCUUCAUUUUAUCUGCUCCCGUCCACGAGACGUUACCCAGUCCCCGGGGAAGAAAAUAAUCAUAAAUGCGAGAGUUGUGCCGUGUGCACGAAGAGAUUAAAAGAAAAAUGGAUUGUUUUUGUCCCGGAAGCUUAUUGGAACGGGGAAAUAAAUGAAAAGAGAUUUCGGAGCUAAGAAAUCGCUUUUCGUAUCGUACCACACUUUCUCGGAUUCCGUGAGUCAUUAUUUUGUUCGCCGUUUCGAUUCAGCUUUAUCCGUUGAGCCAUUCAUUUGGUGACUGUAUUUUCCUAUUGAAUUUUUUAUUAAUCGUUUCACAGUUAUUUCAUUAAAAUCAUAAAACGAAAAAUGAUAAUGCAUCGCAAUCUCUCGUAUUAAAAUUGUCAUUUUCCGGUUCGUUCCCGAUAUCUCGCUUGGCGUUUGAUCUCCGAAUCAACGAAAAUCGAGCCAACUCCGUAACAGAUUACCGGAGGAAUUCUCAAGUUCGCAAACGAAAGGAACAAGUUAUUUGACAGCCGAAUUUGUUUUGAUUUCUCUUUUCCCGACAAACAGCUGAACGCUUAAGUUCGGUACAGAUAAUCAAUUUGAAAACAACCGACGGUCAAACGCUAAUUGUGACCCCCGGUCAUUGCUGGGAGGACGCUUCAUGAGAAAACAACGAGAGGAAGGAGGCUGAAUACAAAGAUUAAGUAAAAUAGAUGAAAAAAUUUAAAAGACAAUAAAAAAAAAAGAAAAAAAAAAACACGGUGACAUUGAAGCUGAAAGUCGGCGAGGAUUUCAAUGUAUUUGAACUUUAUCGAUUGACUGAUUAACAAUUGAGAAAUCUUCGCUGUCGAUUGGGCGAGAGAGGAGAAAACAGGACAAGUGAGCAAAGAAACGAAGAGAAAAGAGGAGACCGCGAGGAUGUUGUGUCCUUCGAGGAAGACGCCCUCGCAGACUAAAAAUACGAGAGAAAGUAUAACGAUUUGGGCUUGAGACUGGGAAGAUGUAAGCCAAAGUUUUCCAGGUGCGGAUCAUCCUAAAGUGGAGUAAUCGUACGUCGAACAAAGUUUAACGAAUUCUGGUCUCAACGAGGACAAAACGGUGGGCCCGAAUCGUCUCGUCGUGAGAUAAACCGUUAGUCAAGUUGGCUUCUCGAGUCAUGGGAAAAAAGCGUUGACUGGUAGAGCAGACAAAAAGUGAGAUUAUUCCGAGUCAAUUGCAGUGGAAACGGGAGAACGAGACGAGACAAAGUAAGGGAGGGUACAAAAAUAAUUCAUUCGUACAUAAGUCGAUGUGAAAAAAAAAUAUUUUGUAGAGGUCAAAUAGAUAAAAAAACGUCGGAAAAGAAAGAAGGAAUGUCGGAGACGGAGGCUGGGGCCUCCUGGCAACAACAUCACUACGUUUGGGGGUCGCCCUAUCCUCAUCAGACCCAACAACAUUCUCUUAACCCUCACAAUAAUCAACAACACCACAACCACCACCAUCACCACCAACAGCAAUCACAAAAACGACAACAAGAACACCAACAAUCACAGCAAGAAACACAUCAACACCAACAACACCAACAACACCAACAACACCAACAACAACAACACCAACAACAACAACAGCAACAACAACAACACCAACAACAACAACAACAACACCAACAACAGCAGCAACAACACCAACAACAACAACAACAACCACAACAACAACAGUUACAAAAGCAAGCAUACCAAGUUCAAUACCUUGAACAAUCAUCCUCUCCAGUGAACAACAGCCAAAAUGGUUACUCCGUAUCUCAUCAACAACAGAAGCAACAGCAUCCGAUGUCGCAUCAGUCUGAACAAGCGCCAUCUUCUCAUCAGUAUCAAAAUUUACGCGCUCAACCGAAUUCUCGACGGGAUGGAUUCUACGAGUCUCCAGGUACCGAUUCCACUCGGAUUUCUCUCGGCUUAUCUCCAAGGCUUUCACAAGGUGAUCCCAUGAUAACAUCCUCCCUGAAGGGGAAACAAAGUAAAGAUGGACCCGAGGAGAAGAAGGACGCGGACGGUGAAUUAUGGGGCAACGUGGAAGCACAGGCCGCCUUCCUCGGUCCCAACCUUUGGGACAAAACGCUGCCCUACGAUGCCGACCUGAAGUACGUGGACCUCGAUGAAUUCUUAUCCGAGAAUGGGAUCCCGGUGGACGGCGUCGCGAGCAGCGGUCAAGGGACCAUGCAGGCCAGCCAAUUGCACAAGAUCAACAGCGGCGAAGCCACCAGUCAUCAGGGUCCGGCAGGCUUGCACCUUGAACCAGUCACCAAACGCGAGAGAUCCCCAUCGCCGAGCGAAUGUUGCUCGCCCGACACCCUCAAUCCACCCUCACCAGCAGACUCCACGCUCUCGAUGGCAUCAUCGGGGCGGGACUUUGAUCCGAGAACCCGUGCUUUCUCUGACGAGGAGCUCAAGCCACAACCAAUGAUCAAGAAGUCACGGAAGCAGGUGAGAGCAUCGCUAUAUUCCUCAUUGUUUGUUCCGGACGACUUGAAGGACGACAAAUACUGGGCGCGUCGCAGGAAGAACAACAUGGCGGCGAAGCGCUCGCGAGAUGCACGCCGAAUGAAGGAAAAUCAGAUCGCACUGAGAGCUGGAUUUCUGGAGAAAGAGAACAUGGGGCUGCGACAGGAGUUGGAUCGGUUAAAGAACGAGAACAUGUUGCUGCGAGACAAGCUGAGCAAGUACACGGACGUUUAACCUUGGCGAAGACUCGCGAAAUCGACGAAAGUUGUAUCGUGAAUAAUGUCAUUUGGCCCUUGGAUCGACGGAGGACACGUGUGUCGCGUAUUUUUAUCGAGUUGUCCGGGACGAGGGAGAGAAUGAAAAAAAGAACAGAGAUCAAGGACGUUUUGAGGUUAGAGAGCGAGCGAAAGAGACAGCGAAAGAUUGAGAGUGUUAAGAAAAUAAGUGAAAAGUCAAAAGCGAAGGAUGAAAAGUGUAGAAAAUAUGUAGAGUAAAGAAAUACCGGUAAAGCAGAGAAAAAGCGCAGCGGGGAGUUUUGGCCUUGAAAGGAUCACCUUUGGUACCGAUUUCCGUUUAGCUUCAGAAAUAAGAAACACCUAAAACAAAAGAGGCGAAAAUCCCCAGAUCCGAGAAGCUCCCCUCACUUGUACAUAGUUAUAUGUAUAGUUAGAUUAUGUAUAAAAGAAUAUGAAAACAAACAAACAAACAAACAAACAAAACAAAGAAACGACGAAGAGAAUAAUGAAAAAGAAUUAAGUGCGCGUUAGUAUCGCGUACGUGCAUAUGUGCCCGCCUAAUAUCGAUUAUAUCACACAGUACGUCGUAGAGUACGAAAAAAAACAAUGAUUUUAAGAAACAAAGCAAAAUAUACAAAUAACACAGAGAUUUAAAAAAUGAAGAAACAAGAAAAAAUCGAAAAAAAAUAUAAUGGAAACGAAAUGAGUAAUGAAUUAACGAUGAAAACAACACAGAAAUAAGGACGACGAAUAGAUACCGGAAAUGGUACUUGUUAGUGUACUACUUUUAGACGUAUAUACGAGAAAAACAGACACCACGAGGGUGGGUUGAAGAAAUAGUGGAAGGAUCAUACAAAAGCGAUGAAAAUAGGGGAAAAAACCCACCUGACACGAUUUCAUCGGCGAGUCAAACGAUACGGAGAGUUAAUUAAAUCGAGUAAAUAACAUUUUUUCAGCACACGUAAAAGCGCCCUCUUUCGGGACGACUUUUUAACGCGAAGUUAGGAUUUGUACAAAGAAAGUAUGGAGAAUUUGGAUGUUUUUCUUCUUUU